AUGCAAAGCCUUUCUUCAAUGCUCUCACCGCUCAACGGAAACGAUGCCAACAACGGCCAACAAGGAGAAUCUGCAAACUUGCAAACGCCACUUAGCAUCUCGAUUCCACUUAAUGAGUAUGAGGUUCCAGGACUUCAGCACGCUGCCGAAGAUUCAUUUCUUGGAAAUCAGGUCAAUCCAAUCUGGCCAAUUACUUACCAACAACAACCACUUCUUCGUUCCAAGAGUCCAGAGAUGGACGCAUUGGCAGAAUUAAACGCCGAAGUUGGAAAUCAGUAUACGUAUCAAAUGUUCGACUCGGAAGGAGCCAGCAACAGCGGCUAUCAUUUUGGAAUGGAAUCUGAUCCACGCACCGGCUACGACAAGCACAUGUUCGCUGCCGUCGACCCGGCCCCAUACCAAGAUCGCUAUUACCAAUGCGCGUAUGGACAAUCGAAAAGCCAGCGAGUGGCAAUCCGUCACAAGCUCGACGACAAAGACCAGGACGGCGGUCCGGACACGAAACGUCAUUGUGUCGAGGCGCCGAGAUUGGGAAAUGAGUACAGCGUCAUCGUGCCGAACACAAGCAAAUCGAUUCCUUCUUCUCGGGUGCUAGUAAGCAGAUUGAUUAGAGAAAAAGAAAGUCAAACCUAUAAUUUACAUCAGAAAACGGAGACGGCACAGAGUAACACACACUCACGCAACCUAGCUUCGUGCCUUCUAAGAGACAGAGAAUGGGACGCUUUAGGCUACCCAGAGGCAAAGGACGGAGAACAAGAAGACAAGGAGACUCAUGAGGUCAUCACCGACGUCAUCUCGAUUCUUCGCAAUCAGGAAAACUCUGGGUUUGCAGUUCCACUGCCAGUGGUAAAGGCCAAGUCCGCAAAAUGUCGUCAAGUCGAGUGCAUGCAAAGAGAGCGUCACACAAAGGUAAUUUACCUCACGACCCGAAAACGACAACUGCCUCCGGCGAUGCCGGACGGAAAUGGGCAAACUUAUACCUUUGCUCCGCCCAGGAAUCGCCACAAUUUAGCAAAGCUCAACCUUAGUGAAAUACAUCCGCCCGUACAAGAUUCGUCAAAUGACGAUAAUAUGAAUAGCUUAGAUUAUGUUAAACAAUACCUCUCAAACACACUGAUCAUACCUCCAAAUGGCGAAGUCCACGAGUUCGAAAGACAUCACUUGGAAGAGAUGGAACUUUUGGGGAAUGGGAGUUUUGGUGUCGUUCGAAAAAUGCUUCAUAUACCGACAGGAGUAGAAAUGGCAGUCAAAAAAAUAACACUGCUAACCAACGGACCUGACGACGCCUUCAACAAAUCUAUGCAGAGGUUCAGAUUAGAAGUAGAAGCAACGAAAGCAGCCAGUAACUGCGAUGAAAUUGUUAGAUACUAUGGAAUCACGUUUCAUGAGGGAGUUGCAUGGAUGUGUAUGGAGUUGAUGGAUCUGUCGCUGGACAAGUUGUACAUGAUUGCUCAUGACAUACAAAGUGAAGAUGUGCCCGAACAGAUUCUAGGAGCUGUCGCAGUAGCUACUAUUCGCGCUCUGGACCAUCUCAAAACGUCCCAUCACAUCAUUCAUCGAGACAUCAAACCAUCAAACAUUCUGUUGAACAGGUCUGGUGGUGUCAAGUUAUGCGAUUUUGGAAUCUGUGGCUAUCUACAAAACUCUGUUGCUCAAUCGAUUGAUGUCGGUUGUCGGCCGUAUAUGGCGCCGGAACGCCUUGCACCCAACGCCGACGGUUAUGAUAUCAAGUCUGAAGUAUGGAGUCUAGGUAUCACCAUGGUUGAAGUGGCGAACGGAAAAUAUCCCUAUGAUGGCUUCAUGGACGCCCCAAUUCUGGACCAAGUUCGAAUGGUGGUCUAUGGUGAUCCACCCAUACUCAACCCGGAGCGUGAUACAUCCAUGCAGAUGAAAAUGUUCAUAGCUCAAUGUACAAUCAAAGAUCGACGCUUACGAGCAAGUUUUGAAGACCUGAAAAGGACUAGCGUGUUCCGUGAUUACACUCAUAGUAUUGAACACAAAGAAAUCGUCGGAGAUUUUGUCCUCAGAAUGUAUCAACAUCGUCUAAAACUGCCGUUCGCACAAUUUUAA
This is a messenger RNA of Caenorhabditis briggsae, 2070 nucleotides long. Gene Ontology annotation, biological process: protein phosphorylation; stress-activated MAPK cascade. The record is from RefSeq and is a predicted model, not a curated record. NCBI's taxonomy places the organism in Eukaryota, Metazoa, Nematoda, Chromadorea, Rhabditida, Rhabditidae. Bases 1 to 2070 code for a protein of 689 amino acids. Gene Ontology annotation, molecular function: ATP binding; MAP kinase kinase activity. The transcript has 19 exons.